Messenger RNA from Diachasmimorpha longicaudata, 1255 nucleotides. RefSeq names its product CCHC-type zinc finger nucleic acid binding protein (gene CNBP). The transcript has 3 exons. Gene Ontology annotation, biological process: positive regulation of cytoplasmic translation. Gene Ontology annotation, cellular component: cytoplasm. NCBI's taxonomy places the organism in Eukaryota, Metazoa, Arthropoda, Insecta, Hymenoptera, Braconidae. The coding region runs from base 490 to 960 and encodes 156 amino acids. Gene Ontology annotation, molecular function: zinc ion binding; mRNA binding; translation regulator activity. The record is from RefSeq and is a predicted model, not a curated record.
AGCACUGCAGAAAAUAAAUAUCACCCCCACAAGUCGAUAAUAAUCCGUCGAUCCUCCCACCCCCCACGAUCAAUCGGCUCUCUGAUUAUUUUCAAGCUCUAAUCGGGGCUCGAAGCGAUUAUUCUCGGUUGUGAAAUAAUUUUAUCAGGUCAGUUGACUAGAGCAGUCCAACUGGUGGGGAUACAGGGGUGGCGUUCAGCGAAUAACUCCAGUGGUGUUUGGCGGGCAGCAAUACGCCGAUUGGUCCUUCCACAGUUCUUGCUCUCCCCUGUUUGUAGCCGAUGGUUGCUUAUAGACCUCUGGCCCGUUAAAGCAUCGGUACGUUUAUCGAAAACGACGAAAAAUUACGCUGACUUAAUUAUCCAAAAAACGGAUAUUCAACAGUCACGGGUUCGUGUUAAAUCAACGACAAUUGACGUUAGUCAAUAAUCAAACAAAUAAAUAAUAAAUUGUUGGAUUAUUUGGAGGAAAUCGUGAAGAUAAAUCAUAAUGAGUUCGAGCGCGUGUUACAAAUGCAACCGAAUGGGCCACUUUGCACGUGAGUGCCCCCAGGGUGGUACUGGUGGUGGACGCAGCGACCGUGGACGUGGUGAUCGUGAAGGUGGUUUCGGUAGAGGCCGUGAGAAAUGCUUCAAGUGCAACCAGUUCGGACAUUUCGCACGUGAAUGCAAAGAGGAUCAGGACCUGUGCUACCGCUGCAACGGAGUUGGACACAUCGCAAAAGACUGCCAGCAGGGACCUGAGAUGAGCUGUUACAACUGCAACAAAACUGGUCAUAUUGCUCGUAGCUGCCCCGAGGGUGGCACUGAGAGCGGUCGUUUUGCGCUUCAAAGCUGCUAUAAUUGCAACAAAACAGGUCACAUUGCUCGCAACUGCACCGAGGCAGGUGGUAAAAUUUGCUACGUGUGUGGCAAGAGCGGUCACAUAAGUCGUGAGUGCGAUCAGGACGACAGGAAGUAGAAAAUAUCCGUCAAAAUGUGCCAAUCGCUGAUUAAAAUAACGCGAUAAGCUGGUUUUUUUAGCAAUGGUGCACACAGACCGACAACCGGACAAGAAAAAAAAAAGAGAAAGGAAGAAAAACAUUUUUUUUUGCUAGAUAGGGAUGUGCGGACGUCCACUCGGGUCUUGAAGCGUAUUUAUCCGGUAUUAAAACAUAAUAAUGGUGAACCACUAAAGGGUACUCAACAAAAAAAAAAAAAAAAACAUAAGUAAAUUCGAUGGAAUGAUGAAUAAUAGAAUGGUUGAUGGCUCGAAA